Messenger RNA from Homarus americanus (American lobster), 761 nucleotides. RefSeq names its product iron-sulfur protein NUBPL-like. Gene Ontology annotation, biological process: mitochondrial respiratory chain complex I assembly; iron-sulfur cluster assembly. The record is from RefSeq and is a predicted model, not a curated record. Gene Ontology annotation, cellular component: mitochondrion. Lineage: Eukaryota; Metazoa; Arthropoda; Malacostraca; Decapoda; Nephropidae. Gene Ontology annotation, molecular function: 4 iron, 4 sulfur cluster binding; ATP binding; ATP-dependent FeS chaperone activity.
AUGAUAAUAUGAUUCCCCUCUCAAAUUAUGGAAUUCAGUGCAUGUCAAUGGGGUUCUUAGUAGAAGAGAAAGCUGCUGUUGUGUGGCGUGGACCCAUGGUGAUGUCUGCAGUACAGAGGCUGUUGCUGAGAACUGCCUGGGGACACCUCAGGUACCUCGUGUUGGACAUGCCUCCAGGGACUGGUGACACUCAACUCUCCAUUUCUCAGUUAGUGGCUGUUACAGGGGCUGUGAUUGUGUCAACACCUCAGGAUAUAGCACUCCUUGAUGCCCGUGAAGCAGAAAUGUUUCACAAGGUUCAGAUUCCUGUGCUGGGUCUUGUAGACAAAAGUGUAUUCUCGUGCCCAAAAUGUGGACACCAGGAACAUAUAUUUGGCAAGGAUGGAGUAAAAAUGAAGGAGUUAUGUGUGGAUGUGCUUGGGGAUGUGCCUCUAAAUCCAUUGAUUCGUCUUGGGGCAGAUAAAGGACAGCCUAUAACAGUUUCCCAUCCUGAUAGUCCUCAGGUAAAACUGCAAUACUGUUCUGUAUUGUUACUGUGAUACAUUGUAAUGUUAAACUUCCUUUAAGUUAUACGUUUUCUGGCUUCUGUCAACCUUUCUUGUCAAUUCUUUGUUGUAUGAAGUUCAUUUUUAUCACCAAGUAGCACAUUUACAGCUUGGUUCAUCAAGAGUGACCUGUGGUACAUUACAGUUGUUCCUCAGUACACUAAUAUCUCCCUUAGCCGGAAUCCCUCAAACCCGGAACUCUCCAAUAUCCUUAAU